AUGGACACAAUGUCAUCCGCUGAUGAAAACCAAAAUAGAAUGGUCCCAUCAUUUUUGCCACCUGGAAACGUGAUUGGUUGGAAUCUGACGGAAUCUGUGAAUCCAAUCACGAAAAAGAAAGAAUUCACGUAUACUGUAUCUGUUCAAACCGUUGGAGCCUUUGGAAGUACUGAAACUGCGGAGGGUGUAAUGACGAAGUGUGAUGGUCCUUGUGGAAAUAGAGUUCUAUCGGCGAACUUGAUUCAAAUGGGAAAGUGUGAUCAUUUGUUGUGCAAGGCAUGCUUCGGAAUUGUUAAGAAUCCGGAUGGUUCGUACGGUUGUUCAAACUUCGAUUGCUGGUCGGAACCACAGGCAAACUUCCGCAAGGAAAAGGCCAAUUACACCAAAGUUAUCAAUAAGCAGAAGAGUCGUGCUCGCAAAUUCAAAAAAGAUGGAGAAGAUAUGAAGUCGUGCACUAAGUACGAUCUUCCUAAGACUCCUGUCGUGGAUUCAGAUUCCGAACGUAACUCGAAGAAGUCGUCUGAUUCUGAUCAAUCUUCAACUUGUUCUUUUACCAAAACAGCGGAGCUAAGCGAUUCCUAA
This is a messenger RNA of Caenorhabditis remanei, 582 nucleotides long. RefSeq lists its product as uncharacterized. Lineage: Eukaryota; Metazoa; Nematoda; Chromadorea; Rhabditida; Rhabditidae. The record is from RefSeq and is a predicted model, not a curated record. Bases 1 to 582 code for a protein of 193 amino acids. The transcript is spliced from 3 exons.